AUGCCUAACGGGUCUGUAGAGGUUACUACCAUCUGUGAGGAUGUAGAAAACUCACAAUUUACCAUACAAAGCGCAACUGCAAAGUCAGCAAUGCCUGAAGCUGUAAAACCUGGUACAUCCCAACAUCGUAGUUUGCCUAGGAUCAAAAUUUUAGGUACUGGUGGUACUAUUGCAUCUAAAGGUGCAAGUUCCUCAGCAACUGCAGAUUAUCAGGUAGAUUUACCUAUCCAGGAUUUGCUAGAUGCAAUCCCAGAUAUCUCAGGUAUCUGUGAAGUCGAGUACGAACAACUUUGUAAUGUCGACUCAAAAAAUAUCAAUGAAAACUUAUUGAUAAAAAUAUACAAAGGUAUUGUAAGAUCACUACAAUCUUUCGACGGUAUCGUUAUCACUCAUGGCACAGAUACCUUAUCGGAAACUGCUUUUUUCGUUGAAAGUACCAUUGAUUCUGGCGAAGUUCCCAUCGUAUUCGUCGGUUCUAUGAGACCUUCGACAAGUGUCUCAGCUGACGGACCAAUGAAUUUAUAUCAAGCAAUCUGCAUUGCGUCUGAUUCUAAAUCUAGAGGUAGAGGUGUCCUGGUGUCAUUAAAUGAUCAAAUAUCUGCAGGUUACUAUAUUACUAAGACAAACGCCAAUAGUUUGGAUUCUUUCAAUGUUAGACAAGGUUACUUAGGAAACUUCGUCAACAAUGAAAUUCAUUACUAUUAUCCUCCUACAAAACCUCAAGGAUGUCAUAAGUUCAAGCUCAAGUUAGAGGACAAAAGAGGGUCUGUCGCCAAUGAAAGCACCGUGAAAUCACUUACUAAAUUUCCAAAAGUCUGUAUACUAUAUGGUCACCAGUCCAUCACAGCCGGACUUUUGGAAUUGGUAAAUGAAAAAUAUGAAGGUGUAGUAGUUGCAACUAUGGGCGCUGGCUCUAUGCCCGAUGGUGUUAAUGCAUUUUGUUUGAAUAUGAAGAUCCCUGUUAUAUACUCUAAGAGGUCCAUGGAUGGUAUGAUUCCUAUUGCCAAUCUACCAAAGGACAAGGAAGGAUCCCACUGUAACGUUAUUGCCUCAGGUUACUUGAAUCCAGAAAAAUCCAGAAUUUUAUUACAAUUAUGCCUUGCUGAAAAUUAUUCAUUAAAUGAAGUAAGACGUGUUUUCAAUGGUGUUUACGGUGGCUAA
Messenger RNA from Kazachstania africana CBS 2517, 1161 nucleotides. It is a transcript of the gene ASP1, whose product is annotated as asparaginase ASP1. Gene Ontology annotation, molecular function: asparaginase activity. The record is from RefSeq and is a predicted model, not a curated record. NCBI's taxonomy places the organism in Eukaryota, Fungi, Ascomycota, Saccharomycetes, Saccharomycetales, Saccharomycetaceae. The transcript has a single exon. Bases 1 to 1161 code for a protein of 386 amino acids.